Messenger RNA from Trematomus bernacchii (emerald rockcod), 7895 nucleotides. Its product is annotated as versican core protein-like. Lineage: Eukaryota; Metazoa; Chordata; Actinopteri; Perciformes; Nototheniidae. Gene Ontology annotation, biological process: cell adhesion. The transcript is spliced from 19 exons. Gene Ontology annotation, molecular function: hyaluronic acid binding; calcium ion binding. The coding region runs from base 137 to 5473 and encodes 1778 amino acids. The record is from RefSeq and is a predicted model, not a curated record.
UGAAACACGCUGAGAGUCUCAAACAUCGGGGACUUCUGUCUGGAGAUCUCUCUUUUUUCGGAAAAGUUUUCAAGUGAUAACGCAACAGGAGCAGCUGGAUUUCCUUUCUGUUUUUUCUCUUUACAAGGUUGUUGAGAUGAUUCCUCUCCUCCUGCUCUGCUGGCUCAGUCUGAGUUUCGCUCAAGAUCUGCUGCUUCAGCCCAAAAUCUCUGUGAACGGGGUCUCCGGGGCCCAGCAGCAGGGGUUAAGGGUCUUAAGAAGUAUUGUCACAGUGCCCCCACCCUCGGUGCAGAUGCACGCCUCCGGCUCUCUGGCGGGUCAGGUGGUGCUUCCCUGCCUCUUCUCCAUCCCCCCCCACACCACUGAGUCUCCCACGUCUCCCCCUCUCCUCCCUGCUUCCCCCCUCACCUCCACCCCCGGCCCCCAGGAGGAGCUGAGGAUCAAGUGGACGAAGCUGGAAGCGUCCGGGGAGCAUUUGGUGCUGGUGGCGCAGGGCGGGGGGGUGAAGGUGGGGCAGGCCUACAUGGGGAGGGUGUCUGUGGCGUCUCACCCGCUCUCGGUGGGCGACGCCUCCCUGCAGCUGGUGAGGCUGCGGGCCAGCGACGCCGGGCUGUUCCGCUGCCAGGUGACGCGCGGCCUGGAGGAGACGCAGCACACCGUCAGCCUCAGCGUCACUGGCGUUGUUUUCCACUACCGGGCGAAGAGCAGCCGCUACACGCUGGACUUCCUUUCAGCCGUGGAGGCUUGCGAACACGCCGGCGCCACCAUCGCUUCACCGGGUCAACUGCAGGCUGCGUUCGAGGACGGAUUCGACCAAUGUGACGCCGGCUGGCUCUCCGACCAGACCGUCAGUUACCCCAUCGUCACGCCUCGUCCCGGCUGUGCAGGAAAUCUUCUGAAUCGACCCGGAGUCAGAACAUACGGCCUGAGAGAGCCGGAGGAGAAAUACGACGUGUACUGCUACGUGGAAAAACUACACGGCGAGCUCUUCUUCCCCGCCUCCCUCAGUCAGAAACUCUCUCUCCAGGAGUCCAGACUCCACUGCCUCUCUCUCGGUUCUGUUCUGGCGUCUCCAGGUCAGCUGUUCGCCGCCUGGAGAUCCGGAUUCAACCGCUGUGAUUACGGCUGGCUGUCGGACGGCAGCGUUCGGCACCCGGUCACCGUGCCGCUGCCUCAGUGUGGGGGGGGCCAGCUGGGGGUCCGCACGCUCUACAAACACCAGAACCAGACGGGUUUCCCAGACCCCCAGGACAAGCACGGACUCUACUGCUUUAAAGCUAAACUACCCGAGCCAACGACUACAAGUCCUCCGAUGAUGCCCACUGAAUCUACAACUGACACUCCAACACCCGGACCAGUCUUCAUGCCAGAAAGAGCUGAAAUCCAAACCAAAGAUCCCGUUACAUAUUCCAAACACACCUCCGCUCAGACUCUGGCCCCCGGGACCCCCACUCCAAUGUUCGUAGACUACGACGUUCCACUUUUCAACCCCAACGUAUUAGAGGCGUUACCAGGUAGAGGAGACACUUUGCCCCCCAUGAAGCUGCCUCCGUUACCGACCACCCGCUUGCAGCCUCCACAACUCGAUAUCUCCCACGGGGGGGAGGAGGGAGGCAGAGUGGGGUCCGGCAGUGGAAGUGGGGAGGGAGGAAGCAGCGAGGGAAGCUACAGUGGGGCGAUGGUGACCCCGGGACAAGCGUGGGAGGAAACCACAACGAGACCAAGUUCCCUUCUGGAAAUCACCCCAGAAACCACAACGAGACCAAGUUCUCUUCCAGGCAUCACAUCAAGACCAAGUUCUCUUCCAGGCAUCACAUCAAGACCAAGUUCUCUUCCAGACAUCACAUCAAGACCAAGUUCUCUUCCAGAAACCACAUCAAGACCAAGUUCUCUUCCAGACAUCACAUCCAGACCAAGUUCUCUUCCAGACAUCACAUCAAGACCAAGUUCUCUUCCAGACAUCACAUCAAGACCAAGUUCUCUUCCAGACAUCACAUCAAGACCAAGUUCUCUUCCAGGCAUCACAUCAAGACCAAGUUCUCUUCCAGGCAUCACAUCAAGACCAAGUUCUCCUCCAGAAAUCACCCCAGAAACCACACAGAGACCAUUGCAUCUUCUUCCAGAGACCCCCAGCCCUGAACCAAGCGUACCAGCCAGCACCAGAGAGGGGGGUCAGCAACCCGCUGUUGUUUUUAAAGAGGACGUUACCCCAGGAACUUCAUCCACGUUUGAGCUCGACCAUUCGCUGGCCAUUCCUGUGGACAGGGAGUCCUCUUCAGGCAAUAAGCCCAUCCAAUUCAUCGUUGUGAACAUGAAGGACAGAAACCAAUCAGUGGAGGACAUCCUGAAAUUCCUGAACCGGCCUCAGUCUCAGUUAAAUCAGAUCACACACUUCUCUCAGAUGAGCGGUGAAGGUGUGCAGGGCAGCGGAGACUCCCAUCCCUUCGACGUUUCUCCCAUCAACCUGCCUCCAACCGUCAGAUUCAUCAACGGAAAACAUCAGGUGAAAUUUGACUCUGAGCUGCCAGAGGAAGCCAGAGGAGAUCAGUUCGAGACGGCCACACCUGUUCAGGUAAACGAGGUGGACCAUGAAGAAGGGACAGAGAACGAGAACUUGUCUCCUUUUGACUACACCAUAGAAAUACCAAGUGAAGAAACACCAACAGAGGAGGAGACCCCAAGUGAAGAGACACCAACAGAGGAGACCCCAAGUGAAGAAACACCAACAGAGGAGACCCCAAGUGAAGAGACACCAACAGAGGAGACACCAAGUGAAGAGACACCAACAGAGGAGGAGACACCAAGUGAAGAAACACCAACAGAGGAGACCCCAAGUGAAGAGACACCAACAGAGGAGGAGACACCAAGUGAAGAGACACCAACAGAGGAGACACCAAGUGAAGAGACACCAACAGAGGAGACCCCAAGUGAAGAGACACCAACAGAGGAGACCCCAAGUGAAGAGACACCAACAGAGGAGGAGACACCAAGUGAAGAGACACCAACAGAGGAGACACCAAGUGAAGAGACACCAACAGAGGAGACCCCAAGUGAAGAGACACCAACAGAGGAGACCCCAAGUGAAGAGACACCAACAGAGGAGACACCAAGUGAAGAGACACCAACAGAGGAGACCCCAAGUGAAGAGACACCAACAAAGGACAGCAGCGAUGCAUCCGUGGAUUCUGACGUCAAAACCCAAGAACCAGGCGAUCAGACGGCAACAAGAUCCACCUCCACGUUCAAACAGAAACUCCCCGUCUCAUCUCCAGCAACCUCAACACCAUCUUCCGCCUUUUCUGUUCCGCAGCCUCCCACUAAAGGUGUUUCAACCUUCGACGAUACAGAAGGAUCGGCAAGUCGCGGCACCGAUGACGAGUCUCAGGAAGGAUCCACGGACGACGUUUCGUCAUUGGGAAGCCAAUCUCGAGGCGUGACCGAUGAGACGGAAAUCGGCGGGACGGAGCCUCCUACUACUUCAAUCCCAGAGGCACAAUCACAGAAAACGACAACCACAAAGACCGACAUCGAGGACUCCGAAGGGUCCGCAUCGGGAGAAGACGAAACUUCAGGACAAGACCCACCGGAGAUUUAUUCUACCCAGAAACUUCAACCUGUGGACGUAGAAGUUCCUUUGGUUUUACCGGCUGUAGACGUGGUGACAGAUGCAGGAUCAGGUGCAGAACAGAUGUCCGGAGAGGGGGAAGUUUCCGGGGAAAAGGGUGGUCCGUUUGACCCCCUUUCAGAGGUCACAGUUACUGUUUUACCACAUGUUGCAGCCGUGACUUUUGCAGACCAAACCACAAACAGAAAGGACACGACCUCAGAAGUUACCACCCCGAAACAGUCCACCACAAACGAUAACAAACAUCCAGAUCUUACCUCAAAGUCUGCAUCCACAACGCCUGAAAACCAAACCCCAACCACCACCAAGCAGCAGAAUGCUUUUGUACCUGCCACAACCUCAGGAGCAACGAAGACCACCACAAAUGAUAAGAAACAUCCAGAUCUUACCUCAAAGUCUUCAUCCACAACGCCUGAAAACCAAACCCCAACCACCACCAAGCAGCAGAAUACUUUUGUACCUGCCACAACCUCAGGAGCAACGAAGACCACCACAAAUGAUAAGAAACAUCCAGAUCUUACGUCCAAGUCUUCAUCCACAACCCCUGAAGACCACGACCCAACCACCACCAAGUUUUCCCAGACGAAGCAGACCACCACGAGCUCCACGCAGCCCUUGUACACUUUCGAUCGUCACACCCACUCCGUCCCUCAGUGGGCUCUGACCCCUGACCCCGCUGCCACCCCUCUACCAGAUGAUGAUUUUGUGGAUUACGAUAAAGAGUUGGCCCCUGUUCUGCUGGAGGUUCGGCCCCCGAAAGCAGAAGAGAUCCGGACCACGGAGCAGCCGGAGAACGCUCACCCUGUGGAGGUCAGCACCGUGGACGUCAGAGAUCUCCUGCCAUGCACGACCAAUGUGUGUCAGAACGACGGCAGCUGCUACAGAAGAAACACACAGAAUAUGUGUGUGUGUGCACCUGGAUUCACCGGGCAGCUCUGUGAAACAGAUGUCGAUGAGUGCCAGUCGAACCCCUGUCUGAACGGAGCCACCUGUCUGGAUGGAGUCGCCUCGUUCACCUGCCUCUGUCUGCCCAGCUACUCCGGAGAGCUCUGCCAACAAGACACUGAGCUGUGUGGGUUCGGCUGGCAGAAGUUUCAGUCUCACUGCUAUAAAUACUUCACUCACCGGCGGACGUGGGACGCAGCAGAGAGAGAGUGCCGUCUGCACGGAGCCCACCUGACCAGCAUCCUGUCCUCAGAGGAGCAGAUCUACGUCAACCGUAUGGGCAGUGACUACCAGUGGCUCGGUCUGAGCGACAAGAUGUUUGAGAGAGACUUCAGAUGGACCGACGGGAGGCCGAUGCAAUACGACCACUGGAGGCCGAACCAGCCCGACAGCUUCUUCCAGUCGGGAGAGGACUGUGUGGUGAUGAUCUGGCACGAGGGGGGGCAGUGGAACGACGUUCCCUGCAACUAUCACCUGACCUUCACCUGCAAGAAGGGAACAGUCUCCUGUGAGCAGCCCCCCAUGGUGAAGGAUGCUCGGGUGUUCGGGGCGAUGAAGCCUCGCUACGAGAUCAACACGCUGCUGCGAUAUCACUGUGAACAGGGCUUCAUCCAGAGACACGCCCCCACCAUCCGCUGCCGGGCCAACGGCCAAUGGGACGCCCCGAAAGUCACCUGCACGAGCCCCGCAACUUACCACAAGUUAAUGACUCUCCGGCGCCGCAACAACCAGAACAACGAGCAGGAAAUCCAGCACAUCCACCAUACCAAGAGUCCCCAGAAACUGAACGAAAACGUGGAGCAGAAGCAGAGUUUCAGCUUCUUUCAGAACAUCUGGAACCCUUUCCAGAGGGAGAAGAGGCAACAGCAGCAAACGCACGACGAGGAAGAGAUGAGGCACUGAUCGGAGCGUUUGUAAAUCAGCCGAACACAGUUCUGUUUGGUCCAGAAGCAUCUUUAGACAGAGGGAUGCAAUGAACUGUCUGUUAAUGGUGCUUCACCGGUACAUUGUGCCCCAGAAACACUCCAGGAUCUGAACCGUAACACUAGUGAGAAGUUUCAUAUCUUAAUUCUUCACAGAUUAUAUCGAGUCACAACGCUCCGAACGGGAAGACUUUAAAUGGUCAUUAUCACACAAGACGUCAGGUUUCCUCUGCACGAUCCAGCUCGACUCGACUCAAUUUUGGUACCUGGUGCUUUUCUAGAAUAAGUUUUCCAAUGUUGACGGGACUCUCUUUGGAUCCUUUUAUCAAGAACCAAACAGUCGCGCGUACGCACUUCAAAUUACCUAAAGUGGUUUUGCAGGUUGCCAUUUUUAUUUCCGCAACUCCUGCAUGCAAAAUAGUUUCUUUCUCUAUGACCUCAGCUGAUCUUGCAUACCACCACUAAUGUUAUUUUCUUUCGGUGAAUGUAUGUUUCAAGCACCUCUAGUGUUGGCUGCGCUUCACCAUUUUUGGAAAAACGUAUUUUACUGUCUGCUUUAUAUCGUGCUGUCUCCUCACUCUUUUUAAAGCUAAAACCAAGCCUUACCUUAUCCGUUACAAGCCACAUUUUGGACUUUGACGUAGAUCAAAAUGUCUGUUUUUACCCGGAGUAUCUGCAGAAUAAAUCCAUACCGGACGUGUUAGGAUCCAAUAAAGCUAGCCGUGAUAUCUCGGUAGCUAUUGGUGGUAGCUUGGCUUUUUAAAAGAAGAAAGUACCAGGUACUAUCCACACAUUUUGCUGAUGGGAAACCAAAAGAAAGUUGAGUUGAGUCGAGCCGUGCAGCGGAAACAAGUCUUGUGUUUCCUUUCUUUAGUUUAGGACCCGAACACAUCUUUCAAUCUGUUUUAAAGGUACGCUGUGGAGGUUAUUUUAGUUUGUGAUACGGAAAAAAGGGACCAACUCUUAAAAACAUUGAUUAAAAGUGCCAUAAACUGCACAAGGUGCCUUUAAUUUAACGUCGGGAACUUAGAGCACAAUAUUAAAAUACUUGAAUGGUUUAUUUUUAUAAGAACCACUCCAGUAGUUUUGAAAAAGCAUGAAUUCAUCACUUUAAAUUAUUAUUAUUAAGAACAUUUCCCAACGUGUCCAGUCUCCGUUCGUUGCUGCUCAUUAAGACCCGUUUCCACCAGCUGAUUUCCACGUGUAGAUUUUUGUACAAAAUAUUUCAGCUUGAGAAAAGUUUUUUUAAAUAAAAGGGAGAGGGAGAUUUAAAGAGCGGCACAUGAAUCUGAAGAGGAGAUUAUUAUGAAUGUGUGUGUGCUAUUAAUCAUAGGAUAUAUAAUAUAGAUACUAUACGAAGCCAUAAGAAAUUAAGUUAUUGUAUACUUUAAAAACUAUGAAUGGACUGUGAUGUUAAAUAAAGGUCUUGCUGUUUACAGAUCUGAUAGCAUUUGUCGAGAUGCUUUUUAUUGACUCAAAUUCACCUCCAAAUUCUCCUUUUCUACGAAUAUGUGUUGGGUUUUGAGCUUAACGAUGUUGCGUUUUGCUACAGAUCUGGAAUCUGUGUUUUAAAAAUAGGAAUGUGAAAAUACGAGUGUAUUAGGACCAUUGUAGGUUAAAACAAAUACAAAUAAGGAGCCAUAGAAGGGGACGAUAAUCCAAGAAAAACGUUUUUAAAAUGACAUUUAAAAAGGAUAAAACUCUGAUAUUCAUUCAGAUUAACUUUAAUUCAAGUUGAAAAAAAACUCACAAAAUGUUCAAUAAAAAAAAAAUUCUCUGACAUAAAGUCCAAAAUGUGCGAUAAAGAUCUAAUGGUAUAUACAAAAUACAUAGAUGAAAUUAAAUAAUUGGAUUUUGUUAUAUAAGAAGUAUAAACAUAAUCUUUAAUACAUUAAAAAGUACAUUUGGGGGAAUUUUCUAUAGUUUUUUGGCUUUUGCGCAACUUGAAACUAAAAUAAAUGCAGAUUUGACACCAACUGUAAUAUGCUGUGUUUUAUUGCAGCGUUUUUCCUGCAAAUGUCUGGUGUUAUAACCUCAGAGAAUGUAUCGAAGUUUUUGUGUACAUAUACGACUUUAAUCUCUUGAAUUGUUCCUUGAAAUAUGGAUGUCUUUUUUUUGUUUUUUAAACCUACAAUAGUCCUGAUACCCCAUCAUAGAGACAGUUUUUACCUUCUCCUCUUCAUACGUUUUCCUUUUUAUAUAUUGUCUGUCAGUGUAAAUGCUUUUUUUAAAUGUACUUCUACUCCAUGUGGUUUACUGUAUCUUUGGCACAAGAGCGUAUUUGUAUGUAAUCAUUGUUUCUUUCUCCAUUUUGAGUAACUGUAAAAAAAGAUGUCCUUCAUCAUGGUUUCAGUGUCAUUGUCAGCUGUGUGUGCAAUAAUAGGAAUUAUCAUAACACGGCC